Carya illinoinensis is the source of this 3105-nucleotide messenger RNA. Its product is annotated as U-box domain-containing protein 35. The coding region runs from base 317 to 2740 and encodes 807 amino acids. Lineage: Eukaryota; Viridiplantae; Streptophyta; Magnoliopsida; Fagales; Juglandaceae. Gene Ontology annotation, biological process: protein phosphorylation; protein ubiquitination. Gene Ontology annotation, molecular function: protein kinase activity; ATP binding; ubiquitin-protein transferase activity. The transcript has 10 exons. The record is from RefSeq and is a predicted model, not a curated record.
UCAUGGAUUUUUUGUCCGUAUGUCGAUGUGUUUCUUUGUGGGUUUUGAAAAUUCUUCUUGUUCUGUGACGCAUGAGUGAUAUUUUCGUUGAGGCUGGCAUCUGGGUUUCAAAAAUCAAGAAGGAACCUGUAGCUCGUUGUUUUGAUUAUUUGGCUGCUGCUUCGUGAAACUUCGUCUCUCUUGGUGUGCAGAAUAUCUUGGGUUUUUGAAUUUCUUUUGUUCUAUCAUGAUAUUUGAGUAGGAGCAGUACUUUACAAAUUUCACAUCUGGGUUCUGGAAGUCAAAGGAUUUCUUCCUAACAAGAAGAGGCACGGUAAUGGAUAGAAGUGAAGUAGAAGUAGAUGAGAAUCUUACGCCACUACCUUCCUCAUCUUCAGUUGUUGCAGUAGCUGUAGAUGGAAAAAGAAAAAGCAAGCAUAUAGUACAAUGGUCACUGGAGAAGUUUGUGCCUGAGGGAAAUGUUAUCUUCAAGCUGAUACAUGUCCGUGCAAGGAUUAGUUCAGUUCCUACACCUAUGGGGAAUUCGAUUCCAAUUUCACAAGUUCGGGAAGAAGUAGCAGCUGCUUACAUAAAGGAUAUAGAGUGGCAGACAAGUGAAAUGCUUCUUCCUUAUAAGAAAUUGUGUAUACAGAAAAAGGUAGAAGUAGAUGUUAUAGUGAUUGAAUCAGAUGAUGUUGCAAAUGCAAUAGCAGAGGAGGUUGCUAAGCAUGGUAUCAACAAGCUUGUUAUAGGAGCUUCAUCUCAUGGCUUGUUUACAAGGAAACUUAAAGGUGUAUCUUCGAGAAUCGCAAUACGUGCUCCAGAAUUUUGUACAGUCUAUGCUGUUUCAAAAGGGAAGUUGUCUUCUAUACGCCCAUCCAAUAUAGAAACAAAUGGAAGCAUUAGAGAUGACAGUAGUGAGACAAGUUGUUCUACUACAAGUUCAUCAAGCUACACUUUCAGUUCACAGACAGACCAUGGUUUAGUUGCUCCGUACUCCCAUUUUGAUUCUCCUUCCCUACCAAUGCAGCGAUUUCAAGCUCUCACAACUAUUAACCAGACGCUUCUUAAGACAAGAACAAGUUCAGUUGAAAGCAGUCAUUCUAGAUGCCAAUCUUUGGAUAUCAGGGAAGGGAAGGAUGAUCUGAGUUCCUGUGCCACUAAUGCAGAUAGUGGACAUGCACUGAGUCGGACCUCUAGUUGCAAAAGCUUUCCAACAGAUAAUCAGUCAUGGAUUUCUGAUCAAGCUUCCACCUCAGACAUGCUCACUGAGUAUCUUUCAUCUGAGAGCCAGGACAAUUUUAAUUUUGAGCUAGAAAAGCUAAGAAUUGAACUCAGACAUGCCCGUGGAAUGUAUGCAGUAGCUCAAAGCGAGACUAAUGAUGCCUCAAUGAAGUUGAACAAUCUCAAUAAAUGCCGCUUGGAGGAAGCAAUGAAGCUUAAGGAGAUCAAUCUCAAAGAGGAGAUGGCCAAGGAAUUAGCAAGAAAAGAGAAAGAGAGGUAUGAAGCUGCGAAAAGAGAAGUCACACAAGUGAGAGAAUCUGCUGAAAGAGAAGCAUCCCAACGAAAAGAAGCAGAGAUGAAGGCUAUUCAUGAUGCUAAAGAGAAAGAGAAGCUCGAGAAUGCUCUUGUGGGGCCAGUGCAACAAUACCGAAAGUUCACAUGGGAGGAGAUUGAGUCUGCCACCUCAUUCUUUUCUGAAGAUCUUAAAAUAGGAAUGGGGGCAUAUGGAUCAGUUUAUAAAUGUAGUUUGCAUCAUACAGCUGCAGCAGUGAAAGUUCUUCACUCUAAAGAGAAUCACAAGACUAAGCAAUUUCAGCAGGAGCUUAAAAUCUUGAGCGAAAUUCGUCAUCCACAUUUACUUCUCCUUCUUGGAGCAUGUCUAGAUCAUGGUUGCCUUGUGUACGAGUACAUGGAGUGUGGUAGCCUGGAGGACAGGUUGCUAAGGAAAUGUGGUACAACCCCUAUCCCUUGGUUUGAGAGGUUCAGAAUAGCUUGGGAAGUAGCCUCAGCCCUUGCCUUUCUUCACAAUGCCAAGCCAAAACCAGUUAUCCAUCGUGAUCUGAAACCGGCAAACAUUUUGCUUGAUCACAACCUUGUAAGCAAGAUUGGUGAUGUUGGCCUUUCUACGAUUGUUCAUACAGAUCCUUCUUCUAUGUCUACUUUAUACAAGGACACGGGGCCUGUUGGGACACUUUGCUACAUAGAUCCUGAGUAUCAAAGGACUGGUUUAAUCUCUCCAAAGUCCGAUGUUUAUGCUUUUGGGAUGGUGAUUUUGCAGUUGCUGACUGCAAAACCAGCAAUAGCACUGACCCAUGUUGUGGAAACUGCUUUGAGUGAUGGACUUUUAUCAGAGAUUUUGGACCAAGAGGCUGGUAAUUGGCCAGUUGAGGAGACAAAGGAAUUGGCUGAACUUGGACUGAGCUGUGCUGAGCUUCGGCGCAGAGACAGGCCUGAUUUGAAAGAUAAAGUACUUCCUGCACUGGAGAGAUUGAAGGAGGCUGGUGAUAGGGCUCGAGGUUUGAUUUCUAGAGUUCAAUUUGCACCUCCAAGCCACUUCAUCUGCCCAAUUCUGAAGGAUGUGAUGUAUGACCCUUGUGUCGCCGCAGAUGGUUACACUUAUGACCGCAGAGCAAUAGAGCUAUGGCUUGAAGUGAACAACAAAUCGCCAAUGACAAAUAUGCCAUUGCCUCAUAAGAAUCUGAUCCCCAAUUACACUCUUUUAUCUGCGAUCAUGGAGUAUAAGUCCAGAGGCCAAUGACAUUCUCUAUUGGUUUUUCAGAAUAACACUGAAAUUUGUUCCUGGGAGUCCCGUGACCAAUGACAUCUGCCUUUCUUUAUAGUUGUGCAAGUUCUUAAGCAUUGAAUGAAGUAUUUGCUGGCACAAGAUUGUUCUCAUGGGUUCAGGAAAGUGAUCAGGAUAACGCCUACGAUUGUUUCUUGCAGAUUCCUUGAUUGAAAAAUCACUUGUAUUUAUAACCAAAAGCAAUGAAAGAUGAAAAUGAAAACCGAGAUGUUAGUGUUUUCCCUUGUAGAUGCUACUUUUGUAUUUGGCGACUCUGUUUUUGACCGCAUAUCGUCUCAGAUGUGAAAGAUAUUAAUGAAAAGAAGCAUGGUUGAAUAUAA